UUUGUCAUUAAACUACACUGAGUGAGAGGGUGCAGACGAUUGUUUAUUCUCAUUCAUUAGUUCAGUUGGGCUACAGAUUAGCAGAAAGAGACACCACCCACCUCCAUUCCCAUUGUCCGGCCCUACACCUGUGACUUUAACAAAUUUAUUCUUUUACAGUUAUUGAGGUGAGAAGUCCUAAAUGAGUCUUCAAGGCUAAAAACAAAGUGUCAGAAGGCUUCUGGAGAUUCUGGGGGAGAAUCCAUUCCUUGCCUUUUCCUGCUUCUAGAGGCUGCCCUUGGCUUCUGGCUUUGAUGACAUUACAUCUUCUUUCUCUGCUUGCCCUUCCUGUCUGACGUUGCUGGUCUGUCUUAUAAAGAUGCUGUGAUUACAUUAUACUGACUUGGAUAAUCUACUCCUCAUCUCCAGAUGCUUAAUUUAAUCACAUUUCCAAAGUCCCUUUGCCAUAUAAGGUAACACAUUCAUAAGUUUCAGGUAUUAGGACACAGAGACCUUUGGGGGCCACUAUUCAGCCCUAGAACUAAGACAUUCUCUCCCUCAAGAAAGUUAAUAAAUUAUACUGUAUAAUCUACAGUUUGCAUUUAACUUGCCUAAUUUCCCCAACAAUAUAUUUUACAGAAUUCUUUUUUCUGGUCUUGACCCAAUCUAGAAUCAUGUUAUGUGUAGUUUUUAUGGCUGUGUAGUCCCCUUUGAUCCAUAUUGGUUCCCUAUCUUUAUUUAGUUUUUCAUGACCUUGACAUUGAUACUGAUUUUGGAGGUCAAGAUCAGGUCCAUGAUCCCCUAGUGUUGAAGAUUAAAUACCCAAGAAAUGUUGAGGCAAGCAUAGAAAGCAAGUUUCAUCUAAGAAAGGGACAGACUUCUCCAAGAGAAGUGAGGCCCAGAAUAGUGGAUGCAGGUGUGUGUUUCAAAGUGUGAUCCUCUGAGGUGUUGGCAUCCCAUUGAGCUGGGAAGUGUGAUCUGGAGGUUAGCUGUUAGCAAUCCAGCAAUAACCAGCCAUCAGAAAUUUUACAAUGGUGAAAUCUGGCCAAUGCAACCUCGACCAAGUGAUCAAACUGAGCACUUUGUGACAUCACAUGCCUCCUGAUGGGAUAUGCUCUUCCUAUGGAACAUCCCUGCCUGGCCUGAGGGAACAGAAAAUGUCACAUUCCUCAAAAAACUGAGACGGGGUAGAAGACCUGGCAGGUAGUGUAGAUGUUGAAUGAUGGGGAUCCAGAGAGGAUGAUGGCUGGUUAUUGCUGGUUAAUGGUGGGGUGUGUAGGAGGGGGUGAGCCUUUCUCAGAAAUGCCCUUAGGAAGGAAAGUAAAACUGAAGAUGGCAGCUGUCACUUAUGAUGGACAUCCACAUGCUAAGCAAGGACCUUACAGGGAGGAACAAACUAAAAAACAUCUCCAGAAAAAUGUGAAGGCUGGAUCUGAGCCUCUGCUAUUCCUUGGAUUCUUCUGGGGUUUAAAUAUGUAAAUUUCAGGAAUAUGGAGUUGGUCAGGGAGCCAGGUGCUGGGCUAUUGCACGGCACAGUCUUCUACUGUUAAUAGCUAACAUUUAAUAAAUCCUAACAUGUGCCAGGCCCAGGGCCUCUCAGGUGUGUGUUACAUCUAUGAAUCCUCUGUUUGUUAUAAAGUGCAUACUUUAGUUAUUUCUCUUCUACAGAUGAGGAACCAAGGCUCAGAGAAAUGCAGCAACUUUCCGAUGAUCACACAGCUGCAAGUGGCAGCACCAGGCCUGGAACUUGGUCCUUCUGAGCCCAGAGUCUGUGUUCCUCCUGCUCUGCUUCAUGGCCAUGCCUCCUUGAACCUUCUGGCUUGAGCCACCUUCCCUCCUGCUUGUCAAAUCGGAUCAACAGUAAAUAUGGGGGCUUGACCAGCCUGAGGCAGUUUCUGCUUAUGAACUGGGGAGUGGAACAGUGUGUUAGCAGUGGCCAAAGGACCUAGCAUUUCCCCUUCUUUCUGCUCCUCCCCAGGGAGAUUCUGUGGUCCUUUGUGAAGUAAAUGAGCUAAUCUUAGAUCUAAGUCACAGGCUGUCCUUCUGACCUCACAAUAGCUCACCUUUCAGGGUGCUCAGAGCUCUUCCCUGGUGUCUCUUCCUGCUUGUUUUCUCCCUACAGGGUAGAAAUGUGUGUGCAUUAAAGGUCUCAGCCUUCUUAACCGCCAAUAUAUCAAGCUCCUCUCAAGCCUGGUGAUCCCAGGACCUACUGUCUGAUCUACUCCAACUGGAGAGCUUUGGAAAACAAGUCUGCUUGAACAUAAGGGCGACUGGUCCCCAGGAUGGAAACGGAAUACCUAAAGAAGUGCUUUGGAAAUUCCUUGUCCCAGGCACUGGCAGAAGUGGCGAAGGUUCAGCCCAAUGACCCAAUAGAGUUCCUGGCUCGAUGGCUUUAUCAUUACAGGAAAAUAGCUCUAGCAAAUGAAAAGAAUAUGCAAGAACAGAUCCAGCUGAAGGAGGAAUAUGAGAACAGCCUCAGGGAAAAGGAAAUGGCAGCAAUGAUGAAACAAGAAGAGCUUCAGAUUCAACAGAAGUGUAAAGAGUGUGGCAAGAAAUCGAUUUCCCUAACCACUUUCAAAAAGAAAGUCUCAUUCAAGCAGGAAGACACAGAACCCGUUGAAGAGGGGUCCUUGGAGCAGGAAUCCCUGCCGGAUACUCCAGCAAUGCCUUACCAGAUUCCUUCUUCAGAGCUAGUUGAGGAGAUUGAGCAGAACUUGGAAUCCCCAUAAGAUCAAAUCACCAGGAGGCUUUUCCCUGUGAAGUUGCUGAUUAAAAUGCCUUCUGACUCCAAAUCUCCUUUUUUAAUUAUCAGAAUGGGAAGAAUUUGAGUGAUCCUUCCCUCAACCCUGCAGUCCAAGAAAAUAGCCCUGCAACAGAGCUCCUGCCAACCAAGGUUGGCAGGACUCUGAAAGGAGGUAUCUGCAGGGCCUCUUCAGCCUGGACAGGCAGCUAGCCAUGAGAACCUUUAUCUUGUGGAAAUCCACUCAGAAUAAAGAUUUCAGAAU
Molecule: messenger RNA, 2984 nt
Organism: Marmota monax (woodchuck)
Lineage: Eukaryota; Metazoa; Chordata; Mammalia; Rodentia; Sciuridae
Product: DPY30 domain-containing protein 2-like
Exons: 4
Coding region: 2262-2708 (148 amino acids)
Cellular component (GO): Set1C/COMPASS complex
Source: RefSeq, a predicted model, not a curated record